AUAUUCCUACCCCGCCCAAGGAGUAACUUACGUAAAACAUUCAACGUCGAGAAUGCACGCAUUGCAUGCAUGUUAAAACGUACGAUCAAGUUAGAACUUGGCCUAUAAAUGCAGCCCUCGUAUCCUCACAGUGCUCACUCAUCAGCCUCUUAGGAACAUGGCUUCUUCCUCCUCCCCCUCCUCCCCAAUCGCCCUCGCCACCUUGGCCGUGCUGCUGGCGGCCGUCUGCCUCCUCCACGCCGGCGGGGGCGCGGCGGCGGAGGAGCUGUGCGUGGACUACUACGACGACACGUGCCCGGGCGCGUACAAGAUCGUGCAGCGUGUCCUGGUGCAGGCGCAAAGGUCGGACCCGCGCAUCUUCGCCAGCCUGAUGCGCCUCCACUUCCACGACUGCUUCGUGCAGGGCUGCGACGCCUCGCUGCUGCUGGACACCUUCGACGGCAUGGAGACGGAGAAGGACGCGACUCCCAACAAGGGCUCCGCGCGCGGCUACAACGUCGUUGACGCCGCCAAGGCCGCCCUGGAGGCCGCCUGCCCCGGCGUCGUCUCCUGCGCCGACAUCCUCGCCAUCGCCGCCGAGAUCUCGGUCGAGCUGUCCGGAGGACCCGGAUGGGGUGUGUUGCUGGGGAGGCUAGACGGCUUCACUUCCAACUUUCAAGAAGCCGGGAACCUACCAGGACCAUUCGACGGCCUGCCGCUGCUGAAGCAAAAGUUCGUGAACCUCGGGCUUGACAACACCGACCUCGUAGCCCUCUCAGGCGCCCACACUUUCGGCCGUGUGCAAUGCCAGUUCGUCACGGACCGGUUGUACAACUUCAGCGGGACGAACCGGCCCGACCCAACCCUCAACCCGGCCUACCGGGCCUUCUUGUCACAGAGAUGCCCAAGGAAUGGCGUUGGAUCGUCCCUGAAUGACUUUGACCCGACGACCCCCGACAGGUUCGACAAGAACUACUUCACCAACCUCGAGGUGAAUCGUGGUUUCCUCCAGUCAGACCAGGAACUCAAGUCGGACCCCGGCGCGGCAGGGACGACGGCACCCAUCGUCGACCGGUUUGCGGGCAGCCAGGACGCCUUCUUCAAGGCCUUCGCGCAGUCGAUGAUCAAGAUGGGAAACCUGGGGCCGAUAAGGAACCCCUCCCAGGGAGAACUGCGGCGCCUGGCCGACGACGGUGAGGCGCCUGCCCCGGUCACGCCCACGUUCCAGUACGCCGUGUUCUACCUGCUUCUGAUCAUGUGCUUCGGCGAGAGGCUUGACGAGAAGGUGGUGCGCGCCAUCGCCGCCGCGCAGCACGAGCAGGUGCGAUACAUGUUCAGCAAGAUGUCCGUCUUCGCCUUCCUCCCGUCGGUCGCCGAGCACCUCUUCCGCGGACGCGUCCGGAAAAUGCUCUCCCUGCGCCGGCGGCAGAAGGAGUUGUUCCUACCGCUGAUCAACGCGCGUAGGGAGUACAAGGACAAGAAACGCGGCGGCGAGCGCGAGCCGAGGCGGAGCAAAUCGGAGACCACGUUGGAGCACUCGUACGUGGACACGCUGUUCGACGUCAGGCUCCCCGAGGAGGGCAACCGCCCACUCACCGACGACGAGAUGGUCAACCUCUGCUCGGAGUUCCUCACCGCCGGGGCUGACACCACCUCCACCGCACUGCACUGGAUCAUGGCCGAGCUGGUGAAAAACCAGGCCAUCCAGGAGAGGCUCUACAAGGAGAUCAAAGCCAAGACAAAAGACGGCCAUGAAGAGGUAUCCGAGGAAGACAUUCAGAGCAUGCCUUACCUCAAGGCGGUGGUUCUUGAGGGCUUGCGGAAGCACCCGCCCGUGCACUUCGUGCUGCCGCACAUGGCAGCGGAGGACGUGGAGGUCGGCGGGUACCUCGUCCCCAAGGGUGCCACGGUGAACUUCAUGGUCGCCGAGAUGGGGAGGGACGAACGGGAGUGGGAGAAGCCCAUGGAGUUCAUUCCAGAGCGGUUCUCAGGCGGCCGAGGGGUGGACGUGACAGGAGGCAGCACGGGGAUCAGAAUGAUGCCGUUCGGCGUCGGGCGGAGGAUCUGCGCCGGUCUGAACAUUGCCGUGCUUCACCUGCUCUACUUUGUGGCCAACAUGGUGAGAGAAUUCGAGUGGAAGGAAGCGGCCGGCCACGAGAUCGACUUGGCGGAGAAACUCGAGUUCAUGGUCGUCAUGAAGAAGCAGCUGCGCCCACGCCUUGUGCCCCGAAAACCCAACAUGCAAACUGAAGAACACAUGUAAAAAAAAAUUGAGCAACCAGCCACCUCGUUGGUUUUCAUUAAAUAAACCGCCAAACAUAAUACCCGCGCGUUCCCGCGUAAAUAUGUUGCAAUAUUAUUGCA
This is a messenger RNA of Aegilops tauschii subsp. strangulata, 2343 nucleotides long. RefSeq names its product peroxidase A2. The record is from RefSeq and is a predicted model, not a curated record. Gene Ontology annotation, molecular function: heme binding; peroxidase activity. Gene Ontology annotation, biological process: response to oxidative stress; hydrogen peroxide catabolic process. Lineage: Eukaryota; Viridiplantae; Streptophyta; Magnoliopsida; Poales; Poaceae.